Molecule: messenger RNA, 2681 nt
Organism: Malurus melanocephalus (red-backed fairy wren)
Lineage: Eukaryota; Metazoa; Chordata; Aves; Passeriformes; Maluridae
Product: two pore channel protein 2-like
Exons: 19
Coding region: 103-2361 (752 amino acids)
Biological process (GO): transmembrane transport; monoatomic ion transport
Cellular component (GO): membrane
Molecular function (GO): monoatomic ion channel activity
Source: RefSeq, a predicted model, not a curated record
CCACUGCCGAGCCCGGCACCGCCUCCGCUUCCGCCGCCGCGGGGGCGGGACCGGCCCCGUUAAAGGCGGCGGGGCYGGGGAGGCGCCGCGUCCGCCCGCGCCAUGGCCGAGGCGGCAGCGCAGGAUCUCCUGCUGGCAGCCGCGUUUGUCUCCGAUGCGCAGUACAACAGGAAUAUUCCUUUUAAGACCUCCCCGGAGGCUGUCAGACUUUAUCACCUCUAUAACCACUGGAUGAUGAGAACAGCCACCUACUUCUUCAUCUUCCUCAACCUGUCCCUUGCCCUGUUUGAGGAACCUGCKGUGUAUCCRCUCCCCUUCCUGGCCACAUCAGUGCUGGAGGUGUUGUGCCUUCUGGUGUUCCUCGGCCGGCUGACGCAUUUCGCCAAAGUCACCCUGCACAACGUGUUCUGGAAGGACACCAAGAACAUYUGCAUCGUGGUGGCAAUCCUGCUAUCCCUGACAGACUUGGCCAUAUAUGGGGUCCUCAAGCUGUACAAUGUGAGGAGCAUCCGAUGGUCGAGGAUUGUGAGGCCCAUCUUCCUCAUCAACUUUGCAGAGAGUCGCCAGAUCCGGAGGGCCUUUCGCAGCAUCCGCAACACGCUGCCAGAGAUCACCUAUGUCUUCCUGCUCUUCAUGUUCAGCCUCCUCAUGUUCUCCCUCAUGGCCUUGAAGCUCUUUGGAGAGAGGAAUCUCCAGACAGCAGAAGGCUUGCCCUACUUCAGAAACUACCUGGAAGUUGUGUUUGACCUCUACGUGCUGGUGACGACGGCCAACAGCCCGGAUGUCAUGAUGCCAGCGUUUGACUUCAGCUCCUGGUACGCCCUGUUCUUCAUCGCCUUCGUCAUUGUCAACACUUACAUCUUCAUGUCUCUCUUCYUGGCCGUGGUCUACAACAACUACAAAAAACACCUGAAGAACGAGAUCCGCAARCUCGCCUACAUGAAGCGCCGCAAGAUGAUCGAGGCCUUCAACCUCCUGAARGAAGAGGAGGGAGAGCAGUUCGUGAUCCGAGAAGCCCGCUGGAAGCAACUGGUCAAACUGGUGGCUCCUGACACCAGCAAUUCCCACCGGGAGCUGCUGCUCUCAAUCUCGGAUGACCAGCAGAAGGGAUUUGUAGACAAGAAGUCUUUCGUGCAGCUGGCAGACCUGCUCAACAUCCAGGUGGUGACGCUGAAGAUCCGCAGGCACCCCCUGGCGCGCUGGGUGCCGGCGCUGUACGGCUCAGCGCCCAGCCGGCUCCUGCGCAGCAUCGUCAGGCACAGGGCUUUUGUUUGGACUUAYGAUGCCAUCAUCCUGAUAAAUGCCAUCUUCAUUGCUCUGGAUGAGGAAAGCCCCUACAUUUCAUACGCAGAGUGGGUGUUCCUUGCUCUCUACAUCAUCGAGAUCCUCCUGAAGGUCUACACUUAUGAACCCAGGGAAUUCUUUGGCAAAACCCAGUUCUGGAACUGGUUUGAUACCCUCAUCAUCUUUGCUGCCCUGACUGCAACGAUUCUCAAUGCCACGCUCAAGUCCACCAUGAAGUACAACAGCCAGCAGAUCCUGGACAUUGUGUUCAUCCUGAGAGUCCUCAGGCUGAUCCGGAUUGUUGACAGCAUUCAGAGGUUCCGGGUCAUCAUGAACACCCUGAUAAACAUUGUCCCGACCAUGCUGACUUUUGGUGGSCUAACUCUGGUUGUGUAUUGUGUGUUUGCUAUCAUUGGCAUGGAGCUAUUCCAAGGGAAAAUCCAGUACUUCCCGGCCAACUCAAAUGCUCCUCAUGCUUUGGAAUGUGGGAAUCCUGCUCUCAAGGAUUCCCUGUUUGCCCGUGGCAAGUACUGCAAGAACAACUUCAACAACUUUGCCUCGUCCUUCAUCGUCCUCAUGGAGCUCACUGUGGUCAACCAGUGGCACGUCUUUGCCAAUGGAUUUGCCAACGUGACAGUUCAGCCUGCCAAGCUCUACUUCAUCGCCUUUCACAUCGUGAUGGUGAUAAUCAUUGUCAAUAUCUUUGUGUCGUUCAUCUUGGAAGCUUUCUUUGUGGAGUACUCCCUGGAGAAGAGUGAAGUGGAAACUGCCAUCGAGCAGAAAAUCCAGGAGCUGGGAAUGGGAGUUCAAGAGGAUGAUCUCCAGGAUGAACAGCUCCUUGACAACAUGGAGAGUGCAGAGCACGAGCUGGAGAGGGAAGGUGGAGCAAAGCCACAGAGCAAAGGGCUGGUGUUCAAAAUUGCCUCCAAACGAUACAGGACAGUGGAUGCUCUGCUCCAGCGCAUGUUUGAGGCAGAGAUACCCCUGGAGGAUGAAGGCCCUUCCUUUGAAGAGAUCCUAAACUUGUCCCCCAGCUCGCCUCUUCCCAGGAGCCCGAGUUCCGAGACCGCGGCAUGAGGAGGGGAUUGGGGAGAGGGAGYUGAUUCCCAGCUGUCCAGGUGUUCCCUGGCUGCUCCCACGUGUGGGGCCCGGGUUACACGGUGGGAACAAACAGCUUUGUCUUCUAAAGGAGCUUUAUCUCAUGUAAAGCCUCGUAUAAACGUCUGGAAUGUGGGGAGCACUCGAAGUAUCCGGCUGUGCCUGGAGAGGGAUGGUGCCAUGGGCAGUACGUUAUGGAAUAACUACUCCUUGUAACUGGAAUUGUAUCGCAGCACUUUUAUAUGCAGCUCUAUGGAYCGGUGUACGCUGAAUCAAGCGUCUCUUUAGUACAAUAAAUU